This is a messenger RNA of Lepus europaeus (European hare), 1512 nucleotides long. Its product is annotated as aromatase. The coding region runs from base 1 to 1512 and encodes 503 amino acids. The transcript is spliced from 9 exons. Lineage: Eukaryota; Metazoa; Chordata; Mammalia; Lagomorpha; Leporidae. The record is from RefSeq and is a predicted model, not a curated record. Gene Ontology annotation, molecular function: oxidoreductase activity, acting on paired donors, with incorporation or reduction of molecular oxygen; heme binding; iron ion binding.
AUGGUUUUGGAAAUGCUGAACCCAAUGCACUUUAACAUCACCACCGUGGUGCCUGCUGCCAUGCCUGCUGCUACCAUGCCAGUCCUGCUGCUCACCUGCUUUCUUCUCUUGAUAUGGAAGUACGAGGGCACAUCCUCCAUACCAGGUCCUAGCUAUUGUAUGGGAAUCGGUCCCCUCAUUUCCUACGCCAGAUUCCUGUGGAUGGGGAUCGGCAGCGCCUGCAACUAUUACAACAAGAUGUAUGGAGAAUUCAUGAGGGUCUGGAUAUGUGGAGAGGAAACGCUCAUUAUCAGCAAGUCCUCCAGCAUGUUCCACGUGAUGAAGCACAGCCACUACGUCUCCCGAUUUGGCAGCAAACCUGGGCUGCAAUGCAUCGGCAUGCAUGAGAACGGCAUCAUCUUUAACAAUAAUCCAGCUCUCUGGAAAGUAGUUCGACCCUUCUUUAUGAAAGCUUUGACAGGCCCUGGGCUCGUUCAGAUGGUGGCGAUCUGCGUUGGAUCCAUCGGGCGGCACCUGGACAAACUGGAGGAGGUGACCACCCAAUCGGGCUGCGUGGACGUGCUGACCCUCAUGCGGCGCAUCAUGCUGGACACCUCCAACAUGCUCUUCCUGGGCAUCCCCAUGGACGAAAGUGCCAUCGUCGUUAAAAUCCAGGGUUAUUUUGAUGCCUGGCAAGCUCUCCUCCUCAAACCAAACAUCUUCUUCAAGUUUUCCUGGUUAUACAAAAAGUAUGAGAAGUCUGUCAAGGAUUUGAAAGAUGCCAUAGAUAUUCUGGUAGAGGAAAAAAGACGCAGGAUUUCCACAGCAGAGAAACUGGAAGACCAUAUGGAUUUUGCUACUAACUUGAUUUUUGCUGAGAAACGUGGUGACCUGACAAGAGAGAAUGUGAACCAGUGUGUGCUGGAGAUGUUGAUUGCGGCCCCCGACACCAUGUCCGUCAGUGUGUUCUUCAUGCUGUUUCUCAUUGCAGAGCACCCUAGUGUUGAGGAGGCAAUAAUGGAGGAAAUCCAGACUGUUGUUGGUGAAAGAGAUAUAAGGAUUGAUGAUAUACAAAAAUUAAAAGUGGUGGAAAACUUCAUUUAUGAGAGCAUGCGGUACCAGCCUGUCGUUGACUUGGUCAUGCGCAAAGCCUUAGAAGAUGACGUCAUCGAUGGCUACCCAGUGAAAAAGGGAACUAACAUUAUUCUGAAUAUUGGAAGAAUGCAUCGACUUGAGUUUUUUCCCAAGCCCAAUGAAUUUACUCUUGAAAACUUCGCAAAGAAUGUUCCUUACAGGUAUUUUCAGCCAUUUGGUUUUGGGCCCCGUGGAUGUGCAGGGAAGUACAUAGCCAUGGUGAUGAUGAAAGUCAUCCUGGUCACACUUCUGAGACGAUUCCAGGUGAAAGCAUUGCAAGGAAGGAGUGUUGAGAACAUACAGAAAAAAAAUGACCUGUCCUUGCACCCGGAUGAGACCAGUGGCUUGCUGGAAAUGAUUUUUACUCCAAGAAACUCAGACACGUGCCUGGGACAGUAA